This is a messenger RNA of Aspergillus saccharolyticus JOP 1030-1, 384 nucleotides long. RefSeq lists its product as uncharacterized. The transcript has 2 exons. Lineage: Eukaryota; Fungi; Ascomycota; Eurotiomycetes; Eurotiales; Aspergillaceae. The record is from RefSeq and is a predicted model, not a curated record. Bases 118 to 333 code for a protein of 71 amino acids.
CAUCCCCUGACCCAGACAGACAGACACCUUUCUAUUCUUACCACCUGUCAAAACAGUGCAUAUUGUAUCCGCGGAAAUGCCGUACACAGUAAACGAAUCAACCACUACUAAUGAAGGAUGAGGCUCUUUUCCACACUAGUGACAUCAUGUUCAGCUGGAGUCCAAUCCUCGAAGCUGGAAACGGAGAGGAAUCGGCACGGCCGUUCCGAGGCUGGGAUUUGGACUCGACCCGUCGGGGCUGCUGUCGUGUCGGUUCCCGCCUUGACGUUCAAGCACGGUCUUGAGCACAUACCUACUAACUGGGUAGUGUGUGUAUUCCGGGGUAAAGUAUGAGGGAUUAGAUGCGAAGGUUGCCCUGUGACAAUUUUCCUGCAAGAAUGUGGG